Oryzias latipes (Japanese medaka) is the source of this 12569-nucleotide messenger RNA. RefSeq names its product WNK lysine deficient protein kinase 1b (gene wnk1b). Gene Ontology annotation, biological process: protein phosphorylation. The record is from RefSeq and is a predicted model, not a curated record. NCBI's taxonomy places the organism in Eukaryota, Metazoa, Chordata, Actinopteri, Beloniformes, Adrianichthyidae. Gene Ontology annotation, molecular function: ATP binding; protein serine/threonine kinase activity.
GUGACGCACCAAUACGGACGGCGGUGCUGAGUGGUGAAGAGGACCCCAUAGCGGCGCGGUUUAACCCCCCCCAUUUUUUUUGUCUUCACUUUCCAACGGCUUAAACCACGUGACGAGGACUUGAGCAGACCGGGCUGGGCUAGGCUAGGCCUACCUAAGGCCUUCUGUCUGGCUUGACCAGACAGGCCCAGGGAAGCCAGAAGGUGGACCUGUCAUUGUCGCUUAGCAACAUCCACAGACUUUCCAGCUGCAUCUCAUAGUUUGAAACGUCGCACCAGUCUGAUUGUCCAAGUCCUUCCAUGUUGUGGUUGUGCCGCCCUGGAUGUUGGAAGCAGGAUGGAUUCGGAGGUUAAUUUGACCACAGGAAACUUAUUGCAUUGCUUGCAACUGUUCUCCUUCGACUGGCUGUCACUGCUCCCCUCCACAGUCUUUAAGCCCCUUCCUUCAACCUGGGGCAUCCCUAAGCCUUCUAAGGAAGGACCUUAUAGGAACUGCAGGACAUCUUGUUAAAGUGGAAGCAGAGUGGAAAGGUUCUUGUUGAACAAACUAACAAAAUCCAACAACAAAAAGAAGCCUGCUGCUGAUUGAUUUUGAUUGUAAUAGAGAGAUUGCAAUUUGAGAUCUGACUUUUUUAUCUUGCAAUUAUUUUUUUUCAAUUAUUUCCAAAGGAAAAAAAAAAGAUAAGAAUUUAUACAUCUACAUUUUCGUUUUUGGUGAUCUUAGCUCUCAAGUAUGUCGGAAAGCAAAGCUAACAGCAAAGCAGUGAAAUUCAUUGCUCCACUUUCGCCUUCCACUUCUGCCUCCCCCUGUCCAUCACCUAAAACCCCCCACAAGAAUGUGAAUGGCUCUGCCAGUUCAGACACGCACGUUGCGGAGAAGAUCAUCGGGGAGCCAGAGGUGCAGCGGCGGCGCCACACAAUGGAUAGAGACUCAAAAACAGCUGAGCACCGUUUUUUCCGACGGAGUGUCAUUUGUGACUCAAAUGCCACAGCUUUGGACCUGCCCAGCAAAGCAGCUGUGAUCCUCACCUCACCCCCAGACUGUGAAGGGACUACCACCUUCUUGUCCUCCAAGCUGUUAGGGCAUGGGGGACAAGAUUCUGAAGGCAAGGGUGAAAUAAGAGGUUCCUAUCUGCAGGGCACCAGCCUUCAUUCUUACCUUAGUGGGGCAGCUGAACAAGAAUACGUAGAGAAGACUGAUUCAAGUGUGAACGUGUGCACAAUUGCUGUUCCCACCGGUAGCAAUGUUGCCUAUGGCACAGACGGAACUGGGAAGGAGCUUGUCCCAACAGAAUUGGAUGUUGCAGACGAGACGAAAGGCAAAAAAACGGAUGUUUUGUUGCGUUCUAGAGGGACUCAGGAGACACAGCAGGUGGAAAAAAAUGGAACGGUGAUUGAGCAGGUAGUGCCCAUCAGCAGUCCAAUAGAAGAGAAUAGGGAGGAUAGGGAAAAAGAGGAGGAGAAAGGGCUCGCGAAAGCACGAGCCGAGCAGAGGGAAGCUGAGAAACGAGUACAAGAGGAUAUAGAGGAGGCAGAGACGAAAGCUGUGGGGACCUCUCCGGAUGGACGCUUCCUAAAAUUUGACAUUGAGAUUGGACGAGGGUCUUUUAAAACUGUGUACAAGGGGCUGGAUACUGAGACUACCGUGGAGGUGGCGUGGUGUGAGCUACAGGACCGUAAACUGUCUAAGUCGGAGCGUCAGCGCUUUAAAGAGGAGGCGGGGAUGUUAAAGGGGCUCCAGCAUCCCAACAUAGUUCGCUUUUAUGACUCUUGGGAAGGACCCUGCAAGGGGAAGAAAUGCAUCGUUCUCAUCACGGAGCUCAUGACAUCCGGCACAUUAAAAACUUACCUGAAGCGCUUCAAGGUGAUGAAAAUCAAAGUUCUGCGCUCGUGGUGCCGACAGAUCCUCAAAGGCCUUCACUUCUUGCACACAAGAGCUCCGCCCAUCAUUCACAGGGACCUGAAAUGUGACAACAUCUUUAUCACGGGACCAACAGGUUCGGUGAAGAUAGGAGACCUGGGUUUGGCUACACUUAAAAGGGCUUCCUUUGCCAAGAGCGUUAUAGGUACCCCUGAGUUUAUGGCUCCAGAGAUGUAUGAAGAGAAGUAUGAUGAAUCUGUAGAUGUCUACGCCUUUGGGAUGUGUAUGCUGGAGAUGGCUACGUCUGAGUAUCCCUAUUCUGAAUGUCAAAAUGCUGCCCAGAUCUACAGACGGGUUACCAGUGGAGUGAAGCCUGCCAGUUUUGACAAGGUUGCAAUUCCUGAAGUGAAAGAGAUUAUAGAGGGUUGCAUCAGAACAAAUAAGGAUGAGAGGUAUGCCAUAAAGACCCUGCUAAACCAUGCGUUCUUCCAAGAGGAGACGGGGGUCCGGGUUGAACUAGCAGAAGAGGAUGACGGAGAAAUGAUUGCUAUUAAACUGUGGCUCAGGAUAGAAGAUGUUAAAAAGCUAAAAGGCAAAUACAAAGACAACGAAGCCAUCGAGUUCUCCUUUGACCUGAUUCGAGAUGUUCCAGAAGAUGUGGCUCAGGAAAUGGUUGAGUCUGGAUAUGUUGCUGAGGCUGACCAUAAGACCAUGGCCAAGGCCAUCAAGGACAGAGUGUCUCUGAUUCUGAAGAAGAGGGAGCAGAGGAAGCUUGUACGAGAAGAACAGGAGAAGAGAAAACAGGAAGCAGAACAGCAGCAGCAAGAGACAUUAAGAUCUUCACAGACACAGGCAGAGCUGGAUGAGACUGAAGCGUUGGAGCAGCAUCAACUUCGAAACCAGAGGACCAACACCUCCUACACAUCCGAAGGAGGCGUGGACAGCGGCUCCUCGGUUUUCUCCCCGGACUCCCCCCACCCCGGACAGAUGACAAUGUCCUACAGUAGCCUGCCGUCGUCCCAACCCCCCUCCCAGCCCCAGACCCCAUACCCCCCGACACCCUCUUGUCCCCAACAGCACCCAUGCUACCCCCAGCCGCACCAGUCAAUGCCUGUAUCCCGCCCCCAUCGAAGUCGUAGCAUGUCUAUUUGCGUGCCCCCGUCUUCCUACUCUUUCUCUCAUCCUCCUUCGUCCUUGGCCAUUCCUCCAAAACAGCCUGCCACACCCCCUCCAGACCUGUCCUCCUACACCUCUACCACACCCCCCUGCACACCCCUCUCAGCUGAGGGGGACACUUUUGCGGGGCGCCUCUCCAAGGCCCUGGAGGCUGUCCUACCCCUUCACUCAGCCUCUUCUCAGCCCGGGGCCAGGCAACGGAGGGCCAGUCUACCUGCCCUGUUCUCCACCCCUCAGCAUUCAAUGCCACACCCCUUCACUGGAGGAGCGAGUUCAGGCGGAGGAGGUACGGGGGCGAGCACCCCACUUCCAACUCUCCCAGACCCUCCAAGCAUUUUCUUUCCUUCGAUCCCCGAACGCCCCGUUUCCUUUUCGCCUCCUCCCACCGGGCCCCCAAAGGGGUACAACACUCAAAGACGUAAAAGUACCUCCAUUCUCGAGGCGCACACCAGACAUUUCCAGCCUGCCUACACCCGCUAUGGAAGCAGUCUCCACCCUUUUUCUGGAAUGGAAGGAGCAGAGACUCCCUCUUUGUUGAUGGUCAACCCCAGUUUUGCUGCUCCAAGACUUGCUGUCGGGGAGCCUCUCCAUCCCCCUGGACAAUCUGACUCAAGUUUUUACGGAUAUAAAGAUUUAAGAGCAGAACACGAAGAAACAGUGAGGAGGUUAAGUCUGAAUCAAGCGGCCUUGUUGGACCACUAUGAAGCAAUUGCAUAUGGAGCGUACCCAUUGGCUGCUCACCAGCUUAGCCACUUAAGUUUUCAUCAUCAGAGGCAAGCCGCAGCUGCAGCUGCUAGUUUGGGUUUUGAUCCUGGUCCUCCACCCCAGCCAGGGUUUUUGCACCCUCACAUCUUGCAAAGAAUGAGCGCACACAGUCCAAUACCUCCAUCCAUACCCCCAAUGAGCACAUCAACAGCUGGCUCAGUCUCUUCUUCAUCAUCUGAUGGAUGCUUUCCUCCACCGCAUGCUACAUCAUCCUCCUUCCCCAUAUCCGCGCCUCCAGUGAUGGCAGAGGCCCCUCCACCUGCCGGAAGUGUUUUUGAUUUUCAUGUUGCUGCAGCUGCUGCAUCUGUCGCCGGAGAUCCAAACCUCUUCGCAGCCAGAGUUUACAGAGCUCGAAGGAGUUCCAUGGACCUCCCUUUGGAGGACAGCUCUGGGACUGGAUCUGGUGGUUCAGGAACAUACAGCCGUCUGCAACCGGUGACUGAGGAGUUGUAUGCUUACAUCAGUCCAGAGCUCCCCUUACCUCCUGGAAGUCUUCUUCUUCACCAUGCCGGUAUGACCACCAAGGACAAAAGCCCAGAACCGUCCAGCGACUCUAUGGCCUCCUCUGAUGCAGGAGAGUUUCAGUCACCACCUCCGCCUCCUCUCCUUCCUCCUUUUGACUCCUCAGAUGCUCAGUCCAUCCCUCGCUCAUCCUCCAGUGCACAGUACGAGCCAUCAGGGGGAGUACUUCACACAGACCCCCAAGGGCAUCCACCUUCACUGCAAAAGUUUUUCCCCCCUACGCCAUCGACUGAUCAACCGCUUGGUGGGAAGCCCUCAACUCAACUAGAGUGUCUGAUGCAGAGUACCUGGGCCCGGCAUGGAGGGGUGGUACCAGCCCAACUGGAUAUGACAUACCAUGAGUCAUUGCUGGCCAUGCAGGCUGCUAACUGCCCUCUGCAGGUUCAGACCCUCACACCUCAGGCGAGUGCAGGACCCCCUCCCAUUUCUGCCACAACGCAGCCCGCCCCCGCUGGGCCAGCCCAGCAGGUUGUGUCGUCUAGUCACUGUAGUACAUCUCUACAGAGCCCAACGCACACAAGUCAGUCGCAGGCGCCUGCACAGCCAAGUGCAUCUCCAAAUACCUCUGCUUUUCCCUUGGCGACCCUUCCUACUCCUAUUGCCUUGCCGACUGCAACCGUGGCCUCCCCUUCCUCUCCUCUACCAGUCCCUGUUGGGGUCGUGUCCACAAUUAUCUCUCCUCCUGCUCCUCUUCCUCCUCCUCCUCCUCCUUCUGUGCCCACACCUGUGCCUCAGCUUUUGGCCACCAUGAUUCCUAUCAUCAGUGUAGUCUCCGCCCCACCUGACUAUCCUAUGGAAGGCCUUGCAAAGUCGAGCUCUCAGUCUUCAGAACUGUCGCUGUCCCAGCUGCUGCUGCCUCAGCUCCUCUCAUCUUUAGAGAGUGGUCAUUCAGAGGCGUCGGGGCUGAGCGACGGCAACGAAGGCGGAGGGGGCGGCCAGCAUGAGGGUCGCUCCAGCAAACGCAAGCCCAAGCGUUCCGUACGAAGCCGAUCGCGCCACGAUAAGAUGUCCAAGGCCAAACUCGAUGUGCUCAGUAUUUCAAACCGGGGAGACAGAGUAGCUGAGUGUCAGCUGGAGACUCACAACAGGAAGAUGGUAACAUUUAGGUUUGACCUGGAUGGAGAUAACCCUGAGGAGAUUGCUCAGAUAAUGGUCGAGAGUGAGUUCAUCCUGGAGAGUGAGAGGGAGUCGUUUAUCGAGCAGGUCAAAGAAGUAAUCCAGAAUGCAGAUAAAAAAGGUCUGGAAAGAGAUCCAAACUGCCAGUCGACAGGUGACAAGAAAGAACAGAUCCCUGCAAUAUCUGUCCCUAUGCCAGACAUCCCCUGUAGUCCAUCAAAACAGAUAGUGUACUUGGGACGGAAGUUCAUUGUUAGCCCUGUACCUGAAGCCAGGCUGAAGGAGCUGGCCUUUACUUCCCCUCCUCCCUCAUCCCUUUGUGUUGCAGACACCGCUCCGUCUCAGCCUCCAGUUCCAAGUUUGAGUUUGUCCCAGUCUGCCGGAGCAGUCAGCUUACAGCAAGCCUUCUCUGAGCUCAGACAGAACCAGUUUGACCCAGGACCUAGCACUGCCCCACCCUCCAUUCCCUCCAUUCCCCUUGUCCCAACUCCCCAUCCUCUCCUGCAGCCUGUGGCAGCUGUAGUGUCUUCACGCUGCAGCACGCCUGUUUCCUCUAUUGAUGGACUUUCUAUUUUAAGCCAGGCGAAAGAACAGGUGCUGGACGUCACUCAUCCUCCUCUUGCACCUUCUUCCACCCCUUCACCUGCACCCCUUGCCUGUCAAAGUCCCGCUUCUUUAUCUCCUCCUGCCUCUGGGGUGAAUCAGUCUAUCCCUCAGUCACAGCUGAUUUCUCAACCAGUGAUGCCAUCUUUGUCCCAAGCACAGGUUCAGCCCCAGGCUUUCCUGCCGCCCUUACCAGUUUGUCCUGUCACUGCGACUUCAGUACCUCUCACUUUAACAAUAGCCAGCAUUCCUUCAACAGGGCUCGUCCCCUCUCCUCCCACCCAGAUUCCAGUAUCUUCUCCUCCAUGUUCCACUCUUCCAGCCAGAGAAGUCUCGUCUAAUCAUCCAUCUCCCACUUCCUCCCUGACAUCUGCCCUAACCACCUCCCUCAUCUCGACCACAGUCAUCCAAAGCCCCCAGCUAGUGCCUUCCACCCCAAAUCUCUGUCCCUCCAGCUCGUCCCCUGUGGAACUGCCACCUGUGGUCACCAACUGCUCUUUGGUCCAACCAACCUGGGUCCACACACAGCCGUUGCCCCCUGACCUUCCUGGGCAGACACACACUCCCUGUCUGGACUGUGACACAAGAGGUGAGGCUGCCUCCGACUCUCUGGGAAAACCAGAUGAUAUUCAAAUUCUGGACAAAAAGCUGAGAACUCUGUUCAUGGACCUUGGAGCAUCUGCCCAGGGGGACGUCUUAGCUGCUGAUCUUACCUCAGCCGUCUCCGUGCCUGGUACUUCAUCCCCUGUUUGCCCUUCCUCGAGCUCCAUCAUUCCUGUCACCACUCCCAACUCCAUUCAGCAGGCUCCUCAGCCUCCUUCCAGCCUGGCCCUGGGGCCACUAAGCUCCCCUGCUCCAAUACGAGGACCCGGGACUCCCAUCUCCAACUCUGCACCAAGUGUCAUACCUUCCUCUUCCAUAAGUCAGACCACUCCAUCCAAACCCCCCCUAUCCAGGCUUCCGGCCACUUCUCCUCCUUCAGAACUCCUGACCUCCUUGCCUGGACCUUGUCUAAUACAGUCCCAGCAGCCUCUGGAAGAUCUGGAUGCCCAGUUGAGGAGAGCUCUGAGCCCGGAGACGGUUCCUGUCGGCUCUCACACACCGGCCUCUCUCAGUAGUGUUUCUUCAAUAGGACCACCAAUUCCUUUUUCUUUGGCAGAAGAAAGGGCGUUUUCUCCUGCUCCUCCUUCAGUUGGUGGAAGAAAACUGGGAAGAUUUGAGGUAUUACCAGCUGCCGAGGAACCUUCCGUCCAGCAGCCAACCUGCACCGACUCUUCCUCUACCACCUCCUCCACUUCAUCCUCGUCCUCGUCCUCAUCCUCAUCCUCCUCCCUUCUUUCCAGCCCAGAGAACACUUUGCACAAAAACUCCUCGUCUGUUCUGAGGGGAGAAGGCAGACGAGUUGGGGAUGUUGUGGAUGGAUUCCUCCAAAGGACAUCUACGGGAUCAUAUCAGACCUCUCCUUUCACCUCCCCCUCCCCCUCCCCCAAACCGGCUGCUGUCACGGGACGCACUCAGGUUACUUCUAACCCAGAAUCCCGGGUGGGCAGGUUCUCUGUGAGCCGAGCCAACGAGCAAAGCAUCGAGUCCAAACUGAACCCUCCACCUACUGCGCAGACCGCUAAUGGACCCAGUCACCCGGUCCAAGAUUUGAGCCCAGGAUCCCAACACAAGACCUCCUUACCGAUUCUGAACACCAACUCCUACAGUAACUCCUACAUCAGCAGCGACAACGAUUCAGAGUAUGAGGACGAGGACUUCAAACGGGAAGUCAACCGCCUCCGAGAAAAACAUAUGCGUGAGAUCCAAGCGCUCCACGUGCGGCAGAAAGAGGAAGUAGAAACUCUAUUCACCAAAUUGGGAAAGGCUCCUCCUGCAGCUGUCAUCCCUCCACUUAUCACUUUGACGGGUCGGCGGCGUCGACCCACCAAGAGCAAGUCCUCAAAGUCCUCCAGAGCCGGCUCCACGCACGGCAGCAAGAGUCCACUGCAGCCAGACAGCACUUUAUCCGCUCAGAGCGCCCCGACCAUGUGUGCCGGCCAGCUGGCUGCGUUAGCCGAUUCAGGAGGUGGCACCGUUCUCCAGCCUCUAAAAACGUCUCCCUCCAGCGACAUCUUGUGUUCCACUUACACCAGCGACGCUGCUCUGUCUGUGCCCAGCCUGUGCGCUCCGUCCCCAGGCUGUGCAAAGUUCAGCUGGGGCUCAGAGCGUUUGGCCUUCAAGCCCGGUGGCAGAAGAACGCGCUUUCUGAGUACGCCCUGCUUGGCUCUUUGGAAGAUGGUGAAAAAAGUCUGCCCCUGCAACCAGCUCUGUAGGACGAACAGCACAAACGCAGUGGGUGGUUCUGGUCAAAGCCAAGAUGGCUCCCAGUCUUUGCCGGCCAGCAUAUCCGCACCCCACCAGAGGAAAGGAACCUUCACAGAUGACCUCCAUAAACUGGUGGACAACUGGGCCAGAGACGCCAUGAACCUCUCACAGGGGAAGCGCAGUGCCAAGCAGCAGCAGGCCCCAACACAGGGACACAGCUAUGAGGUUAUCCAGUCAGCCGGUCUGAGCAGGAAAUUCUCAGCUCCCAGCCAAUUAUGUCCCAGCAGUUUAGGCGGGUCCGCCCACCUCCCUGCAAACCUCGCCUCCGCUACCUCUCUCGCAGCCCGCAAGGGCUCCUUGUGCCACCCUCCAGCCUCCUCCACUCCACCCACACACUUCAUCCACUACACCCCGACUCCUGCCUACAGCGCACAAUGGUCCGGCCCAGCUCUCAGCCUGUCAAACGCGCCUCCGGCACCGGUGCCGCCUCUGCUGGUGAGCACCUCUCAGCCUCUGGGCCCCUACCCCACCCCACAGGGCCAUAUUCCAGGGCACCCCCCUCUGCAGGCUUUCCAUAUGAGCAACACAAUGCAGAAGUCAGUUAGCAGCCCGGGAGGACCCAACUUGAGGACAACGUAGGGCUCGGGAUGUGGACUGCUACCACCUGAAAGGAAGUGAACAGGAGCGUCUCUUGGACUGGGAAAAAAAACUGAUGGAACUGAAGGGGGGGGGGGUUAGUUCUGGACCGGAUCAGGAAGAGGAACGAAAAAAGGAAAUGCCUCUAAUGGACAAAUGAAAGAAAGAAGCGAUCUGGUCCUCUCUUCUUUGCAUGUGUGAGAAGAUGCCACAGACACACACAUGUGUGCACACACAUGCACAAUCUUCCUCCCUGCUCUGUGAGACUGACAGCUUUGCCAAAAGAUCAAACAAAAAGGAAAACAUGAGUGGUGUGCAAUGUUAAAAGGCCAAAGAGGUUCAUUGAGGGUCUUCUGGUAAAUUAGAAGCUGCAGGGAUGAGGAGGUUCUUUCACAUCAGUCAAAGGAGGAGAGGAAAAACAAAGUCUUUGGUCCCUAGAGAUAGCUAAAGUCCUAAAAAAAAGCUCUCAAGAAUAAUGGUGGAUGCCAAAAUGAAGCUCCUCCUCACAGCUAACAGGGAGGACACACGUUCAAAUGUUCUGUAAUUAAAGUCCUUAUACAAUUAAAAGAAAAUAUUUAGAGCAGAAAAUGGGUCCAGGACGUCAUUUUAUCAAAGCACAAACUAAGCAGAUGCACAUCCGCAUCACUCGUAGCCCUCAGGGUCUCCUCUGUUCGUCCCUCUGACUAGAGAUUGAGAAUGGAGGAUGGACAGAGGAGAAACGGGGAGCAGAAGUGCACCGAAACGUGUGUUUACCAUUUCCCUGCUCACUUUCUGACCGUCCUGGAGCCCCGCCUCCACAUCCACCACUGUUCCUACAUGCCUCUGUUCUCUGACCAUCUGAAGCAAUAUCAGCAGUACGACAAAAACUCACCAGAAAAAGAAUAAAGACACGUGGCCUUGUUAUUAGAGUAAUAUCAGUGCUUGUACAGUUUACUUUUUAGAAUGUCGCCUAUGAUGAUUCCAUUUUUUUUUUCUGUUGGGUUUGUUUGGCUGAAAACACACACACACCAAACGCAUGAGACGGUUUUUUCAAGUAGAGAAGCAGCAGAAGUUUACCCAUCAUCCAUUUUUAGUGUCAUAACUUAGUUUGGGUUGAAUGCAGUGUACAUGAUUGUUGCUAAUGAUUAUUUAAAAAGACGCAAAACAAAAAAAAAACCGUGUUCUGUCAACGGACCUGUUUUCUGUGCACAUCGCUGUACGAUGUGGAAACACUGUGAUUAUUGUUGUUUAUUAGCAAAUGUUGUUGGACGACAUUCGUUUUUGAUGGGGGGGUUGAUAGAGGAAAAAAGCAUUCAGAAAGCAGUUUGGAGUCCUUUAACUUUCACUUCAGCUGUUUUUUUUUUAAAAUGUGAAAAAAAAGUUCUUUUUUUCUCCUCGCUCCUGCUUUUGGUUCGAGGACACGCCUCCAAACAAAUGCCUUACCGUUCGUCGUCGCACGCGAUCGAAUCGAAGGUCAACUGGUGAAACAAACGCCAUAACACAGCAGAUUAGUUGAAAUUAUGAACAAAAUCAAGCUAGCUAUUUUUUUCCUAAUACAGUACUUGUAUAUCGACACUUUAAGUAGCCCCCCUACUUUAUUAGCCUUUUCCCCGGGUUCUGUUAAAUGAAUGUAUAAACCAAUGGUGUCCACUUUAAUGUACUUGAAACAAAUCUUUUACUGUCUUGGCCCCCUCCCCACUGCCCAGUUUCCCUUAGAGCCUCUGGUUUGUCUGGAGGAACUCGUAGUGCCUUGAAUCCGUUAUGUCACUUCUUUUUGUUUUUUUAAAGUUGGAAUGUCCAAACGGGAUUUUGUGGGUGUUGGAUGAGGCUGGUUUGGGAUAGUUUAGGAAUGUUACUCCAUCCGUUGGAUGUAAAGGUUUAAAUCCUAAAAACAAAAGAUGUGUCUGGUGCCGUUUUAGACCAAGCGUGACGUCUGAGUACCGCAGUCACCUUUUCCAUCAUUUGUGUCGAUUCUGUUGCUUUCUGCUUUUUCAGACUUGGUAAAGAUGUAUCUGAAGCUCGGCCCGCUCCGUACUUGGGAGGCAUUGAUCUAAGCCUCUUAUGUUCCCCAAAUGUAAUCUUCAAUUUUUUGCAUGAAUGUCAGGCUUCCAUCACACGAUUGAUUGUUUUUUGUUUUAGUCUCAAAAAUGUGUGUUGUUUACCAUUUAUAUUUGAAAUUGGUUUAAAUGUCUUCAAAUAAACGGAAACUAUUUAACAUUUUCCAUCAAAAAAAUCAAAUUAGAUUUUGAAAAACACAACUUUUCUAGUCAUUCAUAAUGUUUACUUCUAUCUUGUUCUUGUUAAGUUGAGGUGACCACCAAAAAAAGAAAUCAGUGUUUUCUUUAUAGAAAAGUUUUGUUAAGCAAAAUAGUUGUCAAAAAAGUCUGAUUGGAAUGAAGAUGCUAACGGAUGUGCUCAGCUGUUCGUCCUUCAUUUGCAGGGAUUUCUGCGAGUUCCUGUUGUGAAAUCUUUGUCUCAGAUCUGGCACCAACUUGGAUGUCAAAGGUCACGUCUCUGCUUUUCCGCUGACAUUAGAUGUUACAUUUUACUUUAAAAUACACGAAAAAAAGUUUUCAGAAACAAAAAUGUCCAGAAAUCCCCCCCCCCAGCGAUGCAACAUUUUUACUACUAAGCGAGUUUGGUUGAAGCUGUGAAAAGUCCUAGAGCCACUUUGCUUUCUCUCAUCAGAUGUUUGAUGAUGUCUGGAUUUGGUGCCAUUUGUCUUUUUUUUGCAAACGUCAAAAGCAAAAACCCCUGAAAACAAGUCGACCUGCUUUUACUCACUGGAGCUCCUUGUUUUCCAGGCAGCAUGGCUUUCAGUACUGAUGAUUUUCCCCUCUUAAUCUUUUUUUUUUACGUCUCUACCACAUAAUUACUUACAAUGCAAUGGCUGCGAUGCAGUAAUAUUAAAGUGACGGUUACUUAUCAAACCAUUACAUUGCUGUUGGGUUUGACCUCAGUUUUUGCAACUCCUGUAGUUUUUGUUGGUGGGCUCUUACUGUGAAAGGCUUCAGGUGUUCUUAUUGUGAAGGGGCCUGAAGCAUUGGUUACAUUAUCGCUUGCAUUAAAAUCCAAAAUAGUAUUUUGUUGCUCUUUUUACAGUUUUAGGACUUGUUUUUUGCUUUUUACUGUAAACAACAAGACACAAUAAAAGCCUCUGAAUGCAUCACCCAAUUAACACAAACACACACUGUGGAUACUGUGCGUUCCCUUGCUGUUUUAUGUUGUUUUUUUUGUAGCUUAAUCCUGUGAAACCAUUUUGCUGUUACUAAAAGCAUUUUGCAAUAGUUUUUGUUUCCUCCGAUGUGCUCACGUUUUCAAGUGUCGUUUUAAAGUCUCUAAUAACGCCUAAUUUAAUUCAGUGGGUUUUUCUUUUUCUGUGUUGUGUUAGUCGUUGUAAAAAGGUGGUCCUUUGAAUGGAUGAGUGAAAGAAAACGACAUUAAAAGUACCUUUAGGGAGUCGUAGGCAGCCUUUAACGGUAUGGUUUGCACUAAGUAUAGAGUGUUCGAGCUUCAUAUUAAAAACAACAAACUUUGCGCUACAGUACAAUGAAAUUUGUUACUUUAUUUGUAAAAACCUAAUAAAGAAAAGUUGUUUAAAAAAA